GUUCUUUUUUCUUACCAUUGAGUGAGCUCCUUCUUUACUAUCUUCAUGGAGUUUGGGGUCUUCUCUUUCAUAGUUCUUAUUUCGGUUUUUGUACUUGUACUCGUUGUUCGAAAACUUACAAAUUUCUCUAAAAUUAAUAAGCCGAAGUUGAAUCUCCCUCCGGGGCCACGGAAGUUGCCUUUCAUCGGGAGCUUGCACCUUUUUGCUGGCUCGAACCCACCCCACCGUACUCUAAGAGACUUGGCCAAGAAAUAUGGGCCCCUGAUGCACCUGCAGCUAGGUGAAGUUAACAUUAUUGUUGCAUCCUCAUCCGAAACUGCACGACAGUUCUUGAAAACACACGACAUCGACUUUGCCUCCAGGUCGACGGUGCUUAUGUCAGAAAUUUGUUGCUACGGAAACAAAGACAUUGUGUUUGCUCCAUACAGUGAGUACUGGAGACAAAUGCGAAAAAUCUGCACGCUGGAGCUCUUGAGCGCCAAGCGUGUGGAGUCGUUCCGGCCCAUUAGGGAGGAAGAAAUGUCGGACCUCUGCAGAUGGAUAGUUUUGCAGGAAGGAUCACCGAUCAAUUUGACGCAAAAACUUUGCAUGGCAAAUUAUGAGAUCAUGGCCAGAGCAACCUUUGGGAAGAAGACCGAAGAGCACGUAAAAUUCAUAGCGAUUGUCAAAGAAGGUAUGGAGUUCAUGUCAACCUUUCAUAUUGCUGAUGUCUAUCCUUCUCUCAAAUUAUUGAGUUGGAUAACCGGGUUGAAGAGGAAGCUCGAAAGAGUGCAUCAACAAACAGACAGGAUAAUCGGAAACAUCAUCGAGGAGCACAGACGAGUGGAUGCUGCAGACAGGGGAAACCAUGAAGAUCUAGCAGAUGUCCUCUUGAGAGUCCGGGAUAGUGGAUCGCUUGAACUGCCACUAACUAUAGAAAACAUAAAAGCCGUCCUGGCGGACAUGUUCGGUGGUGGGAUUGAGGCACCAACCACAACUAUCGAUUGGGCAAUGGCCGAAAUGGUCAGAAAUCCCAGUGUCUUGAUCAAGGCGCAGGACGAGGUGAGACAGGUUUUCGAUGGCAAAGGCCGUGUCAAUGAGGCAUACUUUGAUGAACUCAAGUACCUAAAAUUAGUGAUCAAAGAGACUCUCAGGCUGCAUCCACCAGGAGCUCUGCUGCUUCCAAGACAAAACAAAGAGCGGUAUGAGAUUAACGGAUACGAAAUACCUGCAAGAAGUCGAGUCUUGGUAAACGUAUGGGCUAUCGGGACAGACUCCGAGUAUUGGGAGGAUGCAGAGGAAUUUAAACCAGAGAGAUUUCUUGAAAAACAGGUUGAUUUCCAGGGGAACUGCUUAGAAUUCAUCCCUUUUGGUGCUGGAAGGAGGAUUUGCCCUGGAAUCUCAUUUGCUAUUGCAAAUGUUGAGUUAGCACUGGCAAUGCUCCUCUACCAUUUUGAUUGGAUUCUUCCUAAUGGAAUGAAACCAGAAGAAAUGGACAUGACUGAGUUCUCCGGGGUGUCUGCCAGAAGGAAAGCUAAUCUUUACGUCAUUCCUAUUGUUAGGAGGCCUUUUUCUAGUUGAGCAGAAACCAACCAAGCUCAGUUUAUCUAUCGCAUUGGAUUUUCUGAUGCAGAUUCUAUUCCAUCUUCUAUGUCCUACAACUUACACACGUGAUAUGUAUAAAUAAAAAUAAUAUUACGUCAUCUCCUACUCCGUUCAGCAUACA
This is a messenger RNA of Sesamum indicum (sesame), 1705 nucleotides long. RefSeq names its product salviol synthase. The record is from RefSeq and is a predicted model, not a curated record. Gene Ontology annotation, molecular function: oxidoreductase activity, acting on paired donors, with incorporation or reduction of molecular oxygen; heme binding; iron ion binding. NCBI's taxonomy places the organism in Eukaryota, Viridiplantae, Streptophyta, Magnoliopsida, Lamiales, Pedaliaceae.